CAUAAAAUAAGUGUCGACAUGUGCAAUGAGUUCUACGCUAAGGCCACACCCAAGCCCAAGAUGGACAAGCUGAGGAUGGAGGCGCUGGAGAGAUCCGUUCAACAGGUCACCGAAAAAGUUGAGGAAAUCUUCCCUCGACCGUGGGAAUUCUACCAAGACAUCACCUUUAGUAAAGACAAUGCAGCCCAAUUCCUGAUUUUCUCCGAUGACGGUACAAAGGUCACUUUAACUGGUUCCAGCGCAACAACAUCCGUCGUCCUGAAGCCUGAGGAAAAGCCAGUCCACAUCCUUGCUAAGGAGGCCUUCAAAGAAGAGGGCCGCAAGUACUGGGAGGUGGACAUGCGAGGCUGCGGUGACUGGGCAGUCGGUGUUGUGGAGCUACCCCAAGGCAAGAAGCUGCCCGAGCACACAAAGGGAGAACACCUGGGCCGGGACAAGAGCUCAUGGAUGCUAGAGUCCAUCGGUGGGGAGUUAGAGGCCUUGCACAACGAUGGCCUCAUUAGGUUGAAGGAACAGGACGUCCAGAUUCUCGGAGUCUAUCUGGAAAUUGCAAAGAAGGGCAAGUGUGACUUGACCUUCUACGAUGUUAGUAGCCUUGAGGUUUUGUACAAGUACUGCCUUAGCACCAAGAAGCGCUUAUAUCCUGUCUUCAGUCUGUUUCACCAGGCAGAUGAGACCCCAUGUCUAUCUCUACGCCAUUUCGGACUUAACCCUGAAGCAAGAAAUGAAUCAGACCCAAUUUUAGUACACCCAAGGAGAAGCACUGGCCGGCCAGAUGCAGAAUCUAUUGAAUUGGCAUCUAUGUUAGCAUUGUCCUUUGAAGCUGAAUCUGCAACUCUAGAAUCGUCCCCUACAAUUGAGCCUGUUCCAGAAUCGCCCCGUGCAUCUGAGACUAUUCCAGAAUCCCCAGCAAAUUCUGAAGUAGAGUUCAGUAGUUCUACUCCAACGUCACUCUCUGCAUCUGAGCCUGUCCCAACAACUCCAACAGAUUCCGUAAGAAUGUCGACCAGUUCUACCCCUACUCCAGCAUUGCUUACUGAAUCUGAGUCUGUCCCAGAAUCUCCAGUAGAUUCUGGAAGAGAGUCAAAUAGUUCCACCCCUACUCCAGAAUUGCCCUGUGCAUCUGAACCUGUUCCAGAAUCACCAGUAGAUUCCGGAAGAGAGUCAAAUAGUUCUACCCCUACUCCAGCAUUGCUCACUGCAUCUGAGACUGUCCAAGCAUCUCCAGCAGCAGCAUGCGAGCCUAUUCCACCAUCUCCAGUAGAUUCAGGAAACGGCUCAGCUGGAUCUACCCCUGCAUCUUCUCCAACAUUUGACAAGAACCAGAACUGGAAAAGAAAGUUUAAAGGGUUCUUCACUCGGCCGUCUCGAAAAUAAUUGUGGCACCUCUACAUUUAUUCAAGUCUGUCUCUGAAGGGAUAAGUCAAGACAGCUCGGCACCUUGUCUAGAGUAUGUUAGACCUCAUGUGGUAGCCUAUUCAGUCUCUCUGAAUGCAGAGCUGAAAUCUGGUGCAUUAAGUUCUAAAAGACAGACCAAGCUUACUGUUGCUAAAAAACAUUAUUUAUUGUUUGUUAAUAUAUUCAUUUCAAUUUCGAAAGCACUUUUGUAUUGCACCUUUUGUUGGGUUCACAUUGAAGUAUCUAAGCAAAUCUAGUUUGCACAACGUUAUUGGUACAACCUUAAACAGGCGUACAAUUGUGAUUUACGCAGAACAAGAGAAUAUGUUCUUGCGUCACACUAAAUUACAGACAUGUGUCUUAUUGUUAUUGAUAAGACCUGGCUUACUUGUUAUAACAAUAUGUCUUUGUAUUUGUCUUUUUUAAAAUGUACGUUAGUGUUAAGACCCAACCUUGAACGGACAUAAUGAUUCAUAGGAAGAGUGUGUGAAACAUAGCUUGCCUAUGUUAAAAUGUUCUUGAAAAUUAUUUAUGAAAUUGAAUAAAAUGUGUACUAUUUAAUGAUGUCGUUGUUAUGUAUCUCAAGGAUCAGCAAAAUCCCAAAGAAACUAAGGACUGCUACAUCAAUACUUACAUAUUGUACAAUGUUAUUUUGCUAUAUUGACAAAGAGGCCUGUUACGUUGGACAUCCUCCCGCCACACAACGCCAUGCAUUUAAUCUCCAAAAAUGUCACUUCACAUAAAGAAGCGAAGGCCGCCAUUUUAUCCCCCUGCUGAGAGGGUUUUUAGUGCUUGUUUAGUCCUAUUGCACAUAGUGGCAACACAAUUAGGCAACGGUACAAUAAAAGACAGUAUUUAUAAUAUACAGAGGUCAAAGAUGUACCAUGUGAAAACUGGCAGAACAAAACAUUUGGAGGAUGCACACUAAAAUGCCUUUGUUUAUAUUUUACACUUUCUUAUGGUAGUGGAGGUUAUGAUGUAUUUCUGGAAAUGUAAUAUAUUCACAUUAAAGCACCUUUUGAGAAUCUAAUGGAUAGAUACAGUGAAUAUGCUAUAUAUUUGCAGACCAUUUGAGAUCAACUGUGUCUGAUUAUCAGUUAACUCAUGUAAGUCUUUGUAAGACAUACCUA
Molecule: messenger RNA, 2528 nt
Organism: Engraulis encrasicolus (European anchovy)
Lineage: Eukaryota; Metazoa; Chordata; Actinopteri; Clupeiformes; Engraulidae
Exons: 3
Coding region: 19-1377 (452 amino acids)
Source: RefSeq, a predicted model, not a curated record